This is a messenger RNA of Pyricularia oryzae 70-15, 1431 nucleotides long. RefSeq lists its product as uncharacterized. Gene Ontology annotation, biological process: dephosphorylation. The record is from RefSeq and is a predicted model, not a curated record. Lineage: Eukaryota; Fungi; Ascomycota; Sordariomycetes; Magnaporthales; Pyriculariaceae. Bases 1 to 1431 code for a protein of 476 amino acids. The transcript is spliced from 2 exons. Gene Ontology annotation, molecular function: phosphatase activity.
AUGCAGCUCAACACUCAGCUGUCUGCCCUUUUGGGCCUGCUGCUUCCCACCCUGGCCUCAGCCGAGACCGUGCUGGGCGUCUUCGUCUUCCACCGCCAUGGAGACCGCACAGCAAAGUCCACCCCGCCAACCAAGCUGACGGCGCUAGGUGCCGAGCAGGUGCAUAGCUCCGGCGAGUACUACCGGUCGCUGUAUGUCGCCAGCAACGCCACCAGCCGCAUCGCCGGCAUCUCGUCAGACGUCGCCGUCAACUCGCAGCUCAACGUCGUCAGCCCCAUCGACGUCGUGCUGCAGAACAGCGGCCAGGCCUUUCUUCAGGGGCUCUACCCGCCUACCACGGCCGACGUCCAGGUCCUGGCCGAUGGCACGACGGUGCAGUCGACGCUCGGCGGAUACCAGUACAUCCCAGUCAACUCCCUCACCACCGCCGCCACGCCCAGCGGUGCUGAGGAUGACGCUUGGCUACAGUCUGGCAGCGGCUGCGCAAAGGCCGUCGCCAGCUCCAACUCGUACUUUGCCAGCCGCGACUAUCUCGAUGCCCUCGAGAGCACCCAUGGCUUUUACCAGGGCCUGAUGCCUGCCAUCAACCGCACGUUCAAGGCCGAUGCAGCCAACUUCAAGAACGGCUAUGCUAUCUACGACUUGAUCAACGUCGCCCAGAUCCACAACGCAUCCUACGACGGCCGCAACCUGAUGACCGACCCGGUCCUCCACCAGCUCUCCACCCGCGCCAACCAGCUGGAGUGGAACCUGGCAUUCAACGCCUCCGAGCCCGUCCGCGCCAUCGCUGGCGCGACCCUCGCCGGCCAGGCCUUGCGGUCCCUCAACGCGACGCUGCAGAAGCCCGCGUCCUCGCCGCGCAUCGACGUGCAGUUUGGGGCCUACGCCACCUUUUCGUCCUUCUUCGGCCUGGCGGGCCUGCACGAGGUGAGCACCGACUUUACCGGCAUCGUCGACUACGCCAGCAGCAUGGCGUUUGAGCUCGUCACCAACGUGUCCGUCCCGGCUGGAGCGGUCAGCCCGGAUGACGUGAGCGUGCGCUUCCGCUUCGUCAACGGCUCCGCGUCGGCUGUGAGGCCGCUCAGGGCGUACCCGCUGUUUGGGCCGGGCGAGAGCCUGAUGCCCUGGUCGGCUUUCCAGAGAAACAUGGCCAAGAUCGCGGUCAUGGACACGGCGCGCUGGUGCGAGCUGUGCGGGCCCGCGUCUGCUGGUUGCGCUGCUGGUGCGGCCGGCACUGCGGGGGCGGCCGGGGCGGCUUCGGGUGGCAGCGACGGUGGCAUCACCACGCCUGUUGCUGGUGUCAUUGGCGCUCUGGUCACUCUCGGUUUGGUGCUUAUCACGGGUGGGCUUGUCAUGGGUGUCGGAGGCCUGCGGCUUGUUAAGAAGCGCGACCUCGUGCCCGCGCCGGCGUCUGACAAGAUGAGUGCUUAG